This is a messenger RNA of Stylonychia lemnae, 1719 nucleotides long. Lineage: Eukaryota; Ciliophora; Spirotrichea; Sporadotrichida; Oxytrichidae. The record is from the annotation of a GenBank genome assembly.
AUGAUGAAUCGCCAUUAAAGAUACAUAACUAGAGGAGAAUAUUUCAUAGUCGAAAUCUUAGAAGUCAAAAUGCUAUCAUCAGUAAGUGAUCAGUUGAAUUCCUCUUAAGAAUUUGGAAAAUAAUAUUACAAGCGGUAUAUACAUGAUAAUAAUAAAGAUUUGAUUACAAGACAAUAGAAAGCGAAGGAUAGAUAUCUUCCUAUCGAUCAAUCUAAAUAAUAGACUUUCAAGGAAAAAUUCAAAAAGUAUAUGGUCCUGUUGGAUAAUUAUGAUGAGAAGCAAAUCAAGGCAAGAGAAACAGGAUUUUAAACUGUCCUUGAUGAUCCCGAUUAGACUUUAUACGGUCCUAAUAGAAAGAAAAACUUUUUAAAGCAUUAUGAAGAAUCAAAUUAAAACUAAGAAUUAUCUCAUGCUUUGUUCUUAAAUGAGAAUAGCAGUUCAAACUUUAAAUACUAGCCUGAAGAAUCACAGUAAAUGAUUGAUGAUUAAAAGAAAAGAAUUGCAUUAGAUCCAUUAAAAGUAUUUCUGAACAAAGAAAUUAAACGAGAGUUGUUUUCAAUUAAAGCUUAAACUAGUUCAAAUCUGAAAACAAGGAUUUAUGAGACUCAAUAUUCCCCGUCAGCUAGGCUUUUUAAUAUUCCUUAAUUUAAUAAUAAUUAUAAAAUGAAAGAAGGUGUUUCAAGAUCUAAUCAUAAUAAUUCUUAACUUAACAAUGACCAAGCUAUUACUCAAACUUUAGCAUCAACUAUGACUUCAAAUAAAAAGUUUCAAUCAGUGACAAAGAUUUAAAAGCCAACUCCUGAUUAAGCUAAACUAGAUAAUAGUCCAAUAUUAAGAAAGAGUUCUAACAAUAACCUAAAUUAAGAUUACAUUUCUAAUGGACAUUAAUAACGCAUAGCUCUGAUGUAAACCAAGUAUGGUUUUAAUCCUAAUUAGAUUUAAACAGCAAAGAAUUCAACUAGUAAAACGCUUAAUCUCCUAGCAAAGUCGACUGGUUAACCAGUGACGAUAAGUGAAAUAUAUAAAUCAGGAGACAGAAAUAUUUUCGAGUUACUAAAACAGAAAACUACAUAAAUGAGUCAAAAUCAAAAUGAUAAUUCCUCUCCAAGCCAGCCAGUAGCUAAGAAGUAAUUAGAGGAUAUGCAGUUCCAUUUGCUAAAAGAUAAAUUCCUAAAUGGAGAGAUCAAAAUGGACUUCAAGUCUAAUUUAAUAAAGCGUCGAUUCAUGUAGGGUAAUGGAAGUCAGAAUCUUUAAAAUCAGAUGAGAUUUAGCGUUUAAAAUUCAUAAAUAGGAGAAGUAUUAUAAGAAGAUAAUAAGUCGUAGCUAGAGCAUAUCAUUGAGUAAACUGGGUUUAAAAAUCUAUCAAAUGGAGAGGAGAUUCCUUAAUAAACCACAACUAAAAAGAAAAAAAAGAAGAAGAUUAAUAUCACAUAAUUGAGCAUUCUUCCUCCGAGUUAUUAAGCUGAAGAAGCAAUUCUUGAUGAUAGCAGUAAAACUCCGUCUUAGGAUUAAAUUGGGAAUAAGGUGUUUCAAACAGACUUGUUCAACAUAGAUCUUGAAAAUGAUAAUGAUGGUUUAGAAUUUAGAGAAAUAGAAGAUGACGAACUCAAGUCCGAUUUCGAUGAGACCAAAGGACUAGGAAGGCCAAGUAUAGACUCAUUUACCAAAGAUGAGGUAGAAGUUAAUUUUGACGAAUAGAAUGAACUCUUGUUAUUAUGA